AUGGGUAUCUGCUUUGUGGUUGAUAUGCCCCAGAUUGGCGUCCUUCAUGGCAUGGCACCAAGAAGAUAUGGUUGGAGUGUAAGCCAUGUAUUAGAUGCUACUUGCCUAUCCGAUGGAGCAUUCGUAAGCCUGAAGUUGCUGAACAAGUCACAAUACCCCUACAAGAUCGAAAUAGGGCAGCUCUUUUCGACAGAACCACUUGUAUCUGACCUUGCCAACCAUUGCGCACCGAUAGACGACGUGCUUAGUGUACCGGAUGAUCAGUAUCAGGCCGUUGUCGUCAUGCCAUUGUUACGGUCUUUCGACGAUCCACAGUUCGAUACCUAUGGCGAAGUAAUCGAUUUUUUCCGCCAAAUUUUCGUUGCAAGUUCUGACUGUAUGGGUCUGAAUAUUAUGAUGGAUGCAACGUCUCUAUUCAUUGACCCGUACCACCCUCAAGAUCUUGAAAUGAAACGUGACUACACAGGCCGGGCUAGAUAUUACACUCGUACUCAACACACGCCGAAAUACUUAUUUAUCGAUUUUGGUUUAUCGCGCCGCUAUGGUUCCAAUGAUGUUGCGCCUCUAGAAGAUGCCAUACAUGGGGGUGACAAAACCGUUCCCGAGUUCCAGAAGUCAAGCUAA
This is a messenger RNA of Serpula lacrymans var. lacrymans S7.9, 624 nucleotides long. RefSeq lists its product as uncharacterized. The record is from RefSeq and is a predicted model, not a curated record. Bases 1 to 624 code for a protein of 207 amino acids. Lineage: Eukaryota; Fungi; Basidiomycota; Agaricomycetes; Boletales; Serpulaceae. The transcript has 3 exons.